This is a messenger RNA of Lemur catta (Ring-tailed lemur), 2206 nucleotides long. It is a transcript of the gene GCA, whose product is annotated as grancalcin. The coding region runs from base 157 to 819 and encodes 220 amino acids. The record is from RefSeq and is a predicted model, not a curated record. Gene Ontology annotation, molecular function: calcium ion binding. Lineage: Eukaryota; Metazoa; Chordata; Mammalia; Primates; Lemuridae. The transcript has 8 exons.
ACCCCGGCAGGGCGGGGCUGGGCUGUGCGAGGGGGCGGGCUCCGAGGAGCGCACCGCGCUGUCAGUGCGUCUUUCGGCUUCACCUGCAUCAGCGCCUGUGCUUUUCUCCCUGCAGGGCGGACGCGGACUUGAAGGGUGACGCUCACUCCGCUCGUCAUGGCCUACCCGGGAUAUGGAGGAGGGUUUGGAAAUUUUAGCAGUCAGAUGCCAGGAAUGCCGAUGCAAAUGGGACAGCCAAUGCCAGGAACAGUUCCAGACAUGCUCUCUGGUGGGUACUCUGGGUACCCCACAUAUUCAGCCAGUUAUUCCUCAGAUGCUGACCCCAUAUGGACUUACUUCACUGCUGUUGCUGGACAGGAUGGUGAAGUGGAUGCUGAAGAACUUCAGAGAUGUUUGACGCAGUCUGGAAUCAGCGAAACUUAUUCUCCCUUCAGUUUGGAAACCUGCAGAAUUAUGAUUGCCAUGUUGGAUAGAGAUUACACAGGAAAAAUGGGAUUUAAUGAAUUCAAAGAGCUCUGGGCAGCUCUUAGUGCCUGGAAGCAAAACUUCAUGACUAUUGAUCAAGACCGAAGUGGCACAGUAGAGCGUCAUGAAUUGAGUCAAGCCAUUGCUGUUAUGGGUUAUAGAUUGAGUCCUCAAACAUUAACUGCUAUUGUUAAACGUUAUAGCAAGAAUGGCAGAAUCUUCUUUGAUGAUUACGUUGCUUGCUGUGUAAAGCUUCGAGCAUUGACAGAUUUCUUUAAGAGAAGAGACCACUUGCAGCAAGGGUUUGUGAAUUUCAUAUAUGAUGAUUUUUUGCAGGGCACUAUGGCAAUUUGAAUGUCUAGAAUUCGAAAGCCGAAGAAAUACUGUGAAUUCUUUUGUUUGGAAGAAGUGAACUGGACUAUUUUAAAUUAAAACUUCUGCGGCUUUUCCAUGUUCUUCCUACCUGUUACAUCUCUUCCCAUUCUGUGUGCUUUUAUUUUGGCACAUAGUUCAAAGCAAUAAAAGAGUUUUUUUUUUUUAAUUUGGAAUAUUACUGCUUUUGGAAAAGUUGUUCAUUUUACAAAUAUCUGCAUAUUGUCGUAAAAUACUGAUAUAUGAAUAAUUGAUAUAAAUACUUCUUAGCCUUAAUUUUUAACAAUAUACAUCUAGAGGAAUGUAUUUAAAAGACAGAUUGCAUAAGAAGCCAAAUGAUGAAAGCCUAGAUCAAACUAAUUUAUACUUACCUGAAGGUUAUAAAUUAUACUUUUAAAUUUUGUUUGUAGUUGUUGGUGUUUGAGGGUCAACUAGAAGGGAAAGCCUGGAUUUUGUGCCAUGUUUGUAAUAUGGUUUAUUCCUUGAUCACAGAAUCAGAGAACAGAAACUUAUUGGACUUUGCCUGUGAAGAAGAAAAUUAUAGGUCCUAAAAAUUUAUCCUAAGUUGAAUCUGUAGGGAAAUAAGACUGCAGGAGGCAUUGUUUUUUCUUAUUUAUUUUUUGUAGUAUAUAUUUUUCUUCAAUAUGUUUUAUUGUCUUUGCUGAAAAAAAAUCUUUUAAUAAACAUAGCUUUUCUGUCUGUACUCUCUUUCAUUAGUGAAGAUAUGGUUAAAAUGGCAUCUUUCUCUAAGUCUAAAUUUUUUGGAAAUGACACAUUUUUAAUGAAAUGUCAACAUUUAAAUUUGUUAUUUUUACGGUAUUUAUAUGUAAUGUUAAGUGUUUGCAAAGUUAAAAAAUGAAGUAAUUUUAAGUAACCACUCUACUUAAAUGUUCAGAAAUUUUACAUUUGAAUUAUUAACUGCUAGCUGGUGGUUUCGGCAUUAGUAAAGCAAUAAGUAUUUCGAGUGAGUCUGUAUUAUGUGGGAUAUUGAGCAUGGGGGCAGCACAGCAACAUGUCUGAGUGGUAUUAAUAUCACCAUGGAAAGAUGCUAAGUCGAAUCAUCAGGUCCUUAGCAUUUAAGAUCCCUGGAAUAAGAUGUUAUAAUUAAUUUAGCUUCUUUCUUGGAAAAUACCCCAAGUUUUUCUUACACUUUAACUGAAUAUCUUCCAGCCUAAAAGUGAAUGACAUAAUUUUAAUAUGACUAGUGACCAAAUUAGUAAACUUACAGAAUUUUAAAUCAACUUUCACUUUUAAAAAUCCUAGAAAGGAAGAAAUAUACAGUCAUUUUAACACUGAUAAUUUUAAAUAGUUUGCUGUCAAAUUUACUUGGUCAGUUUUGUAAGAAUGUGUGAAUAAAUAAUCCAUAUAA